AACUACCUGAGAUAAGCUAGCAGUGGUAGGGGUGUGUAGCAAGCUAGCUAACGUUAAUACUGCUGUGAUUGAUGAUAAGCCAAAGGUUAGCGUUCAUCACACUGACUGGUCAAGCUCACAGAUAAACACCCAACAUGGAGGAGUCCAGCAGCAGCAAGCCGUUCAUGGUGACGUCCUCUCUGAACUUCAAAGUCACCACCCCGUCCUUCUACAACCAGCCAAAGAAGUUUGCCUCUGUGGCCCCGCCGCGGUCCAAGAGUGUGACCCCCCCCUCGGGUCCAUCACCCACACCUAUAGGCACAGCUGUGAUUGGUCGAGUGGGAGACCUUCCUCCGCCACCCCCUUCGCUCUGUUAUGACUUCCCCCCUCCUCCCCCUCCUCCUCCACUGGAUGAUGAUUUGCCAGCCCCUCCCCCCGAAUGCCAACCCUCUUCCUACGAGGCGGCCUCUCCUGAAUUCCCCGCUCCCCCUCCAGCGGUGGAAGACCUGUCGCUCCCAGCUCCCCCCGAUGACUUCGCCCCCCCGCCGUCCUUACCGUCUCCCCCUCCUCCCCCACCCCCACCCCCUCCCCCUCCACCCCUCUUUGCCUCUGGUAUUCCUAGUGCUGCUGGAAACCCACAGAGACUUGUGGAGAAGCAGACGAGCUUCGAUCAACAGCUGGACACUCUGACCGACUUACUGUCCGAGAUGGAGACCAGGGGACCUUUCAACCCCAAGACUCCGAGCCAGUAUUCUUCAGCACCAGCAACAGCCCCCAAGCCUCCAGCUCCCCCCCCCACCGCCCCGAAACCAUCCCUCUCCUUCCUCCCGCCCUCUGAGAUGGGAGACCGCCCGCCUCCCGCUCCCUGGGCCGAAGAACUCAAAGCCAGAACGAACCGACACGCCAAUAAUCACAACUCUGGACCCAACUCCUCUCAGCCGCUCUCUAAAGCCCCCGCUGUGGCCCCCAAAGCUGCUUUCGGAGGCAGAACGGCCACUUCCUCCACCUCCCUGGCCCAGAAACUGAACCAGACCUUGAACCAGAACGCGGUCCCAGUCGCACCGAAGCCUUCCCCUGCCUCCAGCUCCUUCCCUCCGCCUCCCGCAGCCCCCCCCGCCGCUCCUGCUCCACCCAAAACCGCGGUCCCCGCCCCGGCCUUCAACCACAUCAAGAGUUCUCCCUUCGCUGGUCAGAUGACUGCAAACCAAACCCCCCCCGCUGCUGCUGCGCCUCCUCCUCCUCCUCAGCCCAAGAUGAUGGCAUCUCCCUCCUCCUCCUUUAACCAACCAAUGAAAUCUCCUCCUCCUCCUCAGCUCAAGAUGAUGGCGUCCCCCUCCUCCUCCUCCUCCUUUAACCAACCAAUGAAAUCUCCUCCUCCUCCUCAGCCCAAGAUGAUGGCGUCCCCCUCCUCCUCCUCCUUUAACCAACCAAUGAAAUCUCCUCCUGCAGCAACACCCUCACCCCCCGGCCCAGUGGCUAUCCCAGGUGGAGGCGUCCCUCUGAAUAUGAGGGAGGUGGAGGAGCUGGAGAGGAUGACCAAUGACUUCAUCAGAGACAUGGACACAAACGCACCCGUCAUCACCUCCCCGCCCACAGAGAUGUGUGGGAAGUGUGGCGAGGCUCUGUCCCGCACCCAGCCGGCCGUCAGAGCCAUGGAGAAACUCUUCCACUCCGACUGCUUCUGCUGCCUGAGCUGCCAGCGCCCCCUGCAGGGCCUGCAGUUCUACGACCGCGACGGGGCCCCCCAGUGUGAUGACUGCUACACGAGCUCUCUGGCGGUGUGUUCCCGCUGCGGGGAGAGGAUCACAGACCGCGUGCUGAAGGCAGUGGGCCAGUGUUUCCACUCUCACUGUUUCCGCUGCAGCACCUGCUCCUGCUCUCUGGAGGGGGCGCCCUUCAUCACCGACGACAACAACAACCCCUACUGCGUCCCGGAUUACCACAGGCGUUUCUCCCCUCAGUGUGUGAGCUGUAACGAGCCCAUCGUCCCCUCCCCGGGCAGCGAGGAGACGGUCAGAGUGGUGGCUCUGGACAAGAACUUCCACCUCAAGUGUUACCGUUGUGAGGAUUGUGCCCGCCCUCUCUCCAUAGAAGCCGAUGAAAAUGGCUGCUACCCAUUGGAUGGCAAGAUCCUGUGUAUGAAGUGCCACACCCAGCGAGCCAAGCAAGCUGCGCAGUGAUUGGCUGAAGCGGCGUUACUCUCCUCCGAUUUAACUAUGAACCAAAAUCCAAAAGCACAGGAUUCAUCCAGCGGCCCUUUUGCCUUGGCAGCAGUCAUUCAGUGUACAUGUGCAGGUGUGUGUGUGUGUGUGUGGAGCAGUGUGUCUGCAUGCAGAUCCAGAGUAGUAUUCCCCUCGUCUUUGUUCUCUUCCGUGCAGAAGUAAUGUACUGCAUUGAUUUCCACCUUUUAUCCCCCAACUCAUCUAGCCCUCUUUGUGUACAACAACGUAUUUUUUGUGCUAAUUCCAUGUUUACGCGAAACGUUUCCAGCAUAACUUGCACAAGAAUAGUCAAAAGAGCAGUCUGAUGAAUAUAACGUUGCCUUCUCGCGCCUCGAUAUUGUAAGUAGCAACAAGAAAUUGCAAUUUUAAGCGUUCACUGGGCGUUCUCUGUCCCUGUGAGCAUUGUUACCAUAGGCUGAGAAGUACCACAUUUGACCACUCUGCAGAUUUCACCACUCCGAUUGGCUGCUGGUUGAACAUAUCUUCAACAUGUUGGCAGUUUUUGUGCCUGCACGCAUGGUUAAUGAUGCUUUCCUGCCUAGAGAGUGCUUCAUGUCAGCCAAUCUACUCCGACAGCAUCUUAAAGACGUCUAGGGCUAAUCAUUAACUGCAAAAAAAACAAAAAAACGGGGAUUGUUGCUCUUAGUUUGUGAUGUGAAUUUGAUAAUUUACAGGCAUGCGUUUUCACUAUGUCUCGUAGCUUUCUCUCCUUCAAUCAUACACACAGUAAAAAGGCAAGAUCAGAACAAAAAUGAGUUCCAUGAGUAUUUUUACAUGCAUGCUUUUUGAAUGCACAAUUAUGAACAAGCACAGAUCCCAUUCAACGGAUCUAAUAAAAACAAAAUGGUUAUGAAUGCCAGCUGCACGGCUGAAAACAGGACCUAUCAUGUGAUCGUUGCACAUUUCCACAGUGAAAUAAAAAAGCCUUUGAGUGUCGCUUUGACUCUAAAAGCCCCCGCACAUGAUACAUUUUGUAUUAGUGGUAACCAUCUAGACAUACUAGUAGCUUUUGAUAUGCAUCUCUUGCUUUAAAUAUUAUAAUUUAUGGAUUCUUUUUUUAUUAAGUAUUAAGGUUAUGUGUACAAAACAACCUGUCCUUACAGUAGAAUAAUAGAUUAGCAUAUGAUACAAAUUAGUGACCAAAUAUGUUGUAGCUGGAAGUUAAUAAAACACGUUACAUGAGAUUCAAUGUCUGACUUUCAUGCAUGUUCUUAAUCACCUUCUUGUGUUUGAGCCCAGUUUAUUUUGGUUUAUUGUAUUGUUAAAGUGAAUACCACUAUUAUUUCCAUUAUUCAUCUUUUGUAAUCUGUUCAUGUCGGUAUAUUCUACUUUAUUCCUAUCUUACUGUACUGUAUUUCGUUGAUAAAUGCUUACAAUGAUUCCAUUCUGACCCUGGAGACGUGCCUUCUCCGCUGUUGUUUCUCUGAGUUGAGCCGACAGAAAUUCAUUCCACACAGAAAACACAAAACCUGGCAACAGUGAUUGAGCGUUGCAUGCUAUCUGUGUCAGUGGUGGUGUUUCCUCCAGUGUUUCCUCUUCAGUCUGCACCGCCCGCUCCGCCCUGCCUUCGUCAUCACUCUGAGAUUUGAUGUUGCAUUUAUCUGGCGUUCUGUUGUGUCAUAUUGUAUUACAUGCGGAUGCCUUGUCUUUUCAUAUAACUUUUUUAAAAAUGAAUUCCUGUUUGAUAUGUGUGAAUGUGUAUAUGUUUAAAAUCCUUAUUUAGCCCCCCCUCCCUCCUCUCCCUUUGACUGUAUCAAAAGAUAAACAAAUAAAUAAAUACAAUGCUAAAUACCAAA
This is a messenger RNA of Trematomus bernacchii (emerald rockcod), 3997 nucleotides long. It is a transcript of the gene zyx, whose product is annotated as zyxin. Gene Ontology annotation, biological process: transforming growth factor beta receptor signaling pathway; integrin-mediated signaling pathway. NCBI's taxonomy places the organism in Eukaryota, Metazoa, Chordata, Actinopteri, Perciformes, Nototheniidae. The record is from RefSeq and is a predicted model, not a curated record.